ACCAUUUUUUGGAAAAUGAAAAAUACAUAAAUUAUAUCAACUGAUCAGAAAUGGCGAGAUCAGGAGCGAUGAAGCUCUCCCAACUCCGUGAGUUGAUGUGCAAGGUUCCAAAUGGAGCCAAAGGUCGAGGUAUCCAAGCCCUCCUGGUGGCCUCUGAAGAUGCUCACCUGUCCGAAUACAUAACAGACCACGACAAACGUCGGGAGUUUAUCUCCGGGUUCAAGGGCUCUCUGGGAACAGCUGUGAUAACACCGAAGAAAGCAGUUCUCUGGACCGAUGGGCGAUACUUCACCCAAGCCGAGACCGAGCUGGAUCCACCAGACGAGUGGACUCUGAUGAAGAGAGGAAUCUCUGGAACUCCGAGCGAGGAGGAAUGGCUAGUCUCUGAAUUGCCAGCAAAUUCAACAGUUGGAGCUGAUCCCAAUUUAUUGUGCUACUCAACGUGGAUGCAGCUUCAGAUGGCAUUGAGUGCUGCUGGUCACAGUCUUCUGCCCCUCGAAGAGAAUCUGAUUGAUCAAGUCUGGGGGGACGAGCAGCCACCACUGAUCCUGGAGCCAAUAGUCCCGCAGCUCUUGAAGUACACUGGAAAGAAGUCCGGGGAGAAAAUAGCCAAAUGCCGAGCUGAGAUGAAGGACAAACACGUGCAUGCUCUCGUCAUCACUUGUUUGGACGAAAUAGCAUAUCUUUUGAAUCUACGAGGCUCCGACAUUCCGUACAAUCCAGUGUUCUUCGCUUACGUCAUCGUCACAGAAUCCGAUGUUCAUUUUUUCGUUGAUAAGAGUAGAUUGACACCUGAGGCUGAAGCUCAUCUGGAUAAUGAGGGAGUUGACGCUGUCUAUCAUCCUUAUGAUGAUGUCAAGGCUUUCUUGAAGCAACUUGUUGUCGGCGACGCACUUAAGGCCAACAAUCAAAGGAUUUGGAUUCACAAUACUGCGAAUUAUGCGUUGCAUUAUGCGUGCUCUGGGGUUCAGAAACAUGUCAGCGUUACACCGACUAGGUUGAUGCAGAUUGUCAAGAAUGAGGUGGAGAUUGACAGCAUGAAGAGGGCGCAUUUGAGAGAUGCUGCUGCUUUGGUCAAGUAUUUUGCAUGGCUAGAAGAGAAAGUCAAGAGCAAUGUUGAACCACCGGUUACGGAGAUCUCUGGGGCUACAAAGUUGGAAGAAUUCAGGAGCGAAAUGGAGAACUUCGUGGGCUUGUCAUUCCCCACGAUAUCUUCUGUCGGAGCCCAUGGAGCUAUAGUUCAUUACACUCCAUCAGCAGAUACCGAUGUACCAAUUACAGACCAGGAAAUCUACCUCUGUGAUUCUGGCGCUCAAUACUACGACGGGACCACUGAUGUUACGAGGACUUUUCACUUUGGGGUGCCAACGAAUUUCCAAAGGGAAUGUUUCACUCGAGUGUUCAAAGGACAGACGGCCCUCGCCACAGCCGUCUUUCCAAUUUUCCUGAAGGGAAAUUAUCUAGAUACUCUCGCUCGAAAGAGCCUCUGGGACGUUGGACUUCAUUAUCUUCAUGGAACUGGACAUGGGGUUGGGGCUUACCUCAAUGUCCAUGAGGGGCCCAAUGGUAUCUCUUGGAGACCUCUUCCAGACGAUCCUGGAGUCCAGCCUGGAAUAUUCUUCUCUAAUGAACCAGGAUUUUAUGAAGACGGACAGUUUGGAAUUCGUCUGGAGAAUGUUCAAUAUGCUGUACCUGCAAACACUUCAUAUCAUCACAGAGACCUGCAAUUCCUCACGUUUGAGCCCGUCACCUUUGUACCCAUUCAAACAAAUCUGCUUGAUGUAUCUUUACUCAGUGAUGAAGAGAUAAAAUACCUAAACAAUUAUCACACGCGUUGCCUGGAGGUCCUCCAACCCUUCCUCCAAGGAGAAAAAAAUGCUCAGGCCCUGGCAUGGCUAGAAAAGGAAACCAAACCAAUUUCUAGAUAAUCAGGGAUAAUAUCAACGGUCUGAAAAAUUUUCUAAAUACUGAUUUUCAAUCUAGAUAAAAUUUUUCAUACUCUGAAAA
This is a messenger RNA of Fopius arisanus, 2007 nucleotides long. It is a transcript of the gene ApepP, whose product is annotated as Aminopeptidase P. Lineage: Eukaryota; Metazoa; Arthropoda; Insecta; Hymenoptera; Braconidae. The coding region runs from base 51 to 1928 and encodes 625 amino acids. The transcript is spliced from 5 exons. The record is from RefSeq and is a predicted model, not a curated record. Gene Ontology annotation, molecular function: metalloaminopeptidase activity.